Molecule: messenger RNA, 1473 nt
Organism: Penicillium verrucosum
Lineage: Eukaryota; Fungi; Ascomycota; Eurotiomycetes; Eurotiales; Aspergillaceae
Product: cytochrome P450
Exons: 6
Coding region: 1-1473 (490 amino acids)
Molecular function (GO): monooxygenase activity; oxidoreductase activity, acting on paired donors, with incorporation or reduction of molecular oxygen; iron ion binding
Source: RefSeq, a predicted model, not a curated record
AUGGAAUCACCCGACAUACUAUCUGGCUCUUUUCUCAUUAGCUGCUGGCUGAUAUGUAUUCUUGGUGGUGUUCUUCUGAACACCAUCUAUCGUAGACUCACGAACCCGUUGUCUCAUAUACCUGGGCCCGAGAUAUCGAAAUGGACGGAAGCCAUUUAUACCUACAACUGGUUAAAUGGAACUAUACCUAUGUACGUUCAUCAGCUUCAUGAAAAAUAUGGCCCUGUUGUACGAAUCGCCCCAGAUCAGGUCGAUAUCUGCGACACAAGCGCCGUAAAGGAGAUCCACAAAACUAAUAGCCGCUUUGCUAAAACUGCCUUCUAUCGCAAGAUAUCCAUAGGCGAUUUGCCCACCACAUUUUCAACCACCGACAAAGACUUCCACACCCACCACCGGCGUCUUCUGGCAUCACCUAUCUCUGACUCUUCGCUGACUCGCCUUGAGCCAAUAAUCGCCAAUCGUAUCCGUAUAGCUGUCGACAAAAUUACAAUGGAACUAACGGAUCAUGGCGUUACUGAUGUGUUCAAAUGGUGGCUGUUUAUGGCCACAGACAUCAUUGGUGAACUCACCUUUGGAGACUCAUUCCGAAUGCUUGAGAUUGGCAAGAAAAAUCAAUACAGCCUCGACAUGGAAAGACUGAUAUCACUACAGCCCUUUCGAACAACGUUCCCGGUUCUAGUGAAGAUUGCAAGAUAUAUCCCCGUACCGAUUAUUAAGAACACAGCGAGAUCAGAGAAGAGACUCAAGACAUAUGCCAUUCAGUCCGUUGAUCGCUACAAAAAGCUCGUCUCUCAAGACCCAUCCAACCCAAAGCCAACUCUGUUUACAAAAAUUUUCGAUGAAAAGAGUGGCAUGUCGGAUUCAGAGAUCGUACAGGAGGCUCAGGGAUACAUUGUUGCAGGAAGCGAUACCACAGCUGUCACAUUGACCUAUCUUACGUAUGCCGUGUGUCGAGACAGCCGAGUGCGAGAGAAGCUUGUUGCCGAGUUGGCUGGUAUUCCUGAGCCUGUCACGGACAAAAGCCUCCGAGACCUACCAUACCUCAAUCAGAUUAUCAAGGAGACAUUGCGAUUGUACACGGCCGUUCCGUUUGGCCUACCUCGACUAGUGCCACCCGAAGGUGCUCAAUUCAACGGGUAUCAUGUGCCAGGAGGAAUCACGGUCUCAACCCAGGCUUAUAGUCUUCAUCGUGACCAUGCUAUCUUCCCAGACCCGGAUAAGUUCAACCCCGAGAGGUGGGAAAACCCAACGAAAGAAAUGAAGGAUGCUUCUUUACCAUUUGGUGGUGGGUCAAGGAUCUGUUUGGGUAUGCAUCUAGCUCGAAUGGAGCUUCGUCUAGCCACAGCGCUUUUCUUCCGAGCUUUGCCUAAUGCUCGACCUUCUACAAAAGAAGGUAUGACAGCCAGCGAGAUGGAGAUGCAAUCCUUCUUCUUAAUGGCGCCGCAAGGCCAUCGUUGUAUCAUCGAGGCAUGA